Molecule: messenger RNA, 273 nt
Organism: Cryptomeria japonica (Japanese cedar)
Lineage: Eukaryota; Viridiplantae; Streptophyta; Pinopsida; Cupressales; Cupressaceae
Product: agamous-like MADS-box protein AGL12
Exons: 3
Coding region: 1-273 (90 amino acids)
Biological process (GO): regulation of transcription by RNA polymerase II
Molecular function (GO): DNA-binding transcription factor activity, RNA polymerase II-specific; RNA polymerase II cis-regulatory region sequence-specific DNA binding; protein dimerization activity
Source: RefSeq, a predicted model, not a curated record
AUGGCGAAGGGAAAUUUUCAGGUAAAGAGGAUACAAAACCCUGUAAAUCGUUGGCUGACUUUCUCCAAGGGCAAAAUGGGACUGUUGAAGAAGGCCAGGGAGCUCUUACUUCUCUGCGAUGCUAAAGUUGCUCUCAUCAUUUUCUCACCCCCAGCAUUGGAGGAAAAGACGACAAUGGCUGGACAAAAUUUUCUCUCUGUGCUGUUUGAGAAAGCUGUAAAAAUUAACAGAAAAUUACGUGUAUUACCCAAGCAUCUUAUAAAAUCAGCUUAG